AUGACCCGGCUAGCUAUCCUUCACCCUUCGGGCCUCGACGCCGUCGAGCUGCGCCAAACCCUCGACCAGCAUCAGGAGCUGUGGAGCGAUCUCGAUCUGCUAACGACGGACGAAGAGGAUAUAGGCACGCUGAGCGAAGCUCGGGGCACCGCCAAAGUAGUUCAGCAGGUAGACGAAGUCGUCCUGAGCCAAGCCGACGUAGUUUUCUUUUGUGGCCCGAUCGAGGCCAACCGGCCGCUGUUCGACAAGCUCGCAGAAAGUGCCACUGGGAUCGUCCUUUCCCCUGACGCCAGCCUGGCCGAUGGCAAACUGGUUAUCGACGGCAUCAACCUCGACCAAGCCGGCCGCGGCGAACGGCUACUCAGCCCGCAUCCUGGGGCCAUCGCCCUGGCCCACCUGCUGCAACCCCUCGUCGGCUUCGAGGCUCGCGCCGCCGUGGCCACUUUGCUAAAGCCGGUUUCGACCCACGGCAAGCAGGGUCUCGACGAGGUACUGAAUCAAACCCGCAGCCUGCUGGCUUUCGAAGCCGCACCGGAGCGCGAGGUCUUUGCCACCCAGGUAGCGUUCAACCUGCUCCCCACCGCCACCGAAGGCGCCGUGGUCGAGGCCCAGCUGAUGGCUACCCUGGCCAGCACACCGACCGUUGCCGUGCAGGUCUUACAGGCCGGAGUGUUCCACAGCUACAGCAUCAGCUUGCGGGUCGAGCUGGGCCAAGACCCAGGGGCCAAGGCGGUGCGCAAGGCCCUCGGCAAGCACCUGGCCAAUGACCUGGCGGUCGAUCCCGAACUGCUCGGCCCAAUCGACGCCGCGGCCCGCGAGGAGGUACUGAUCGGUGCGGUCGAGCCGGCAGGCGAAAGCGCUUACUGGAUCUGGGCGGUGAUGGACAACCUGACCCGUGGCAGCGCCCUCAACGCCCUGGCGAUCCUCGAGGCGAUCGGCCCUCCAGUGACUCACUGA
Molecule: messenger RNA, 957 nt
Organism: Nerophis lumbriciformis (worm pipefish)
Lineage: Eukaryota; Metazoa; Chordata; Actinopteri; Syngnathiformes; Syngnathidae
Source: RefSeq, a predicted model, not a curated record